AUGGCCUGGCAAACGAUCCGCAGGGCUCUUUGGAGUUUCCUCCUAUUCGUAACCCUUCUUCUUCUGGCCUUCCCAAGCGCCCUCACGGAACUAAUCAUCACCAGUAUACGGAUCGAGCACAUCAAGGACAAUACACCCAUAGACGAAUACCGCUUCGAGAACGCCGAAGUUCUGGGCUUCCAACGCGCAUACCCGGUCGAUCCCUGGAGGUCCGGCAACAACGUCUCAAGCCAGUCUUACCGCGACUGGAAAAAGGUAGUAGUCGAUCUGCCACGCCUCCCGCUCGGCAACUGGAACACAGCCGAGAUCGGGCUAAAGCCGGACACGCUGCUCGAGGUAAGUAACCCCUGGCACCCCAUGAGCAUUGAAUAUGUCGACUUCGUGAAGGUCAGGUCGCUGAAGAACGUGUCUACCGUUCAACGCACACGAGCCGAUGUCGUGCAGGUCGUCUCGCACCCCUUUUUCGAGACACCCGUGGUUAUGAAGAUCGCCAGCUUUCCUUCAGACCUAGCCAUCCAGGCAAUGGAGAGAGAGAUUGGUAUUUAUCAGCUCUUGGAGAACACGGACAUUGCGCCGCGGUUUCUGGGCCACGUCACCGAGGAUGGACGGGUCAUCGGGUUUCUGAUUGAGUAUAUUGCAGAUGCACGAACUGCGGCGGCUGUCUGGUCAGACGAGUUCUCGUCGAUUUCGAGCUCUCCACAGGAGACGAAUCCUCAUGUGCUCGAAAGGGAUUUUGCUUUUUUCGAAGGAGUUACAGUAGGCUAG
Messenger RNA from Anthostomella pinea, 765 nucleotides. Lineage: Eukaryota; Fungi; Ascomycota; Sordariomycetes; Xylariales; Xylariaceae. The record is from the annotation of a GenBank genome assembly.